Eptesicus fuscus (big brown bat) is the source of this 1074-nucleotide messenger RNA. RefSeq names its product transcription elongation factor A like 1 (gene TCEAL1). The record is from RefSeq and is a predicted model, not a curated record. The coding region runs from base 242 to 748 and encodes 168 amino acids. The transcript is spliced from 3 exons. NCBI's taxonomy places the organism in Eukaryota, Metazoa, Chordata, Mammalia, Chiroptera, Vespertilionidae.
UUGGCAGAUUGCUGCAGCACCGCCGUGGGUCAAAGUGGUAACUGGGGAUCUGAGCUCGGCGGUGACGCGAGGCCCUCACGUGACCAGGAGCCUAUGUCUGCCCAAGUCCCUCUCAUCCUGGUCCUUUUUGCCAGUCCAGACACCGUCUGCCCUUUGGUCGAGGGGAAAAGCAGAAGGAAGUCUGCAGGUCACAGCGGAGAGAACGCCUGGGAGCAAACGGCCUGGAGAGGCUGUUCCCAGCAUGGACAGACCCUGCCCGGCGACUGCACAGCCACAGGGCGCGCCGAAGACGGACGAGGAGCCGCCUCAGGCAGAGCCCUCGCCCGAAGAGCCUCGUCCGGAGGAGCCUGGUCCGGAGGAGCUUUCGACCGAGGAGCCGUCUUCGGAAGAGCAGUCCUCCGAGGAGGAGUUCUUUCCUGAGGAGCUCCUUCCCGAGCUCCUUCCCGAGCUGCUGGUGUCCGAGGGGCGCCCCCCAGAGGAGCGCCUUUCUGGGCCGGACCUGUUCGAGGCGCGCCCGCCCAUGGAGCAGCCUCCGUGCGGGGUGGGAAAACACAAGCUGGAAGAAGGGAGCUUUAAGGAGCGGCGGGCUCGCUCUCGCCCGCAGUUUAAAGGGGACAUACACGGCCGAAAUUUGAGCAACGAGGAGAUGAUACAGGUAGCAGAGGAGAUGGAAGAGAUGAAAAGAGUACGAAACAAAUUGAUGAUCAUGCACUGGAAGGCCAGACGGAACCGUCCUUAUCCUAUUUAAUGCGUCCGGCCUUUAAUGCUGGUUGGCCUAAUUUCAGUAUUGCCACUCGAAUCCCUCUCGCCAUCUUCCUAAUUUUAACUUUUUUUUUGGCAUGGCUUUAUUUAAGGUGUUUCGCUUGUAACUGGUGUAAAAUUGGGCUUCCUUCCCCUCCCAUCUGCAAGUCUCCCUAUCAAUCAUGUGUCUCAUCCAUUUGCAUGGACAGAUGGACAUUAUAUAUUGUGAAGUGAAAAAAGCAAUUUUCAAAAAGUAUAUGUAGUAUCCCAUUUUUGUAAAAAAUGUAUAUUUAUAUAUUAAUAUGCAAAGUAAAACAAAGUAUAUACUUCAAA